CUUCCCCAUUUUUCACAAGAUUUCUCACAAGAUUCUAAAAUCAUGGAAAUGGAGAAUAUGACGGAUUUAGAUCUGGGGUACUCUGGAGGUGUGAAUCUUGGAAUGGAAAUGUUAUUUGAUAUGGCUUGGUAUGGUGAGGGUUUAUCAGAUCAUGGGCUUAAAUGCGAGUCACAUCCUGCUAAGGUGUCUUCAUAUGGUAUUUGGGAGAAAGUGUUUAUAAAGACUGUUGGUCUUCACUUUUGGCAAUAUCGUCUUCCGAAUCUUGAGCUUGUCAUCUUGCUUGUGUUCAUCCUUUGGCAAUUGUUGAAUAUUCUGUUAAAAAAACUAGGUCUUUUGAUUCCUAAGUUCACCUCUAUGAUGAUUGCAGGGCUACUCUUGAACGUUCUUCUAACUUUUUCGGGAGACAAAUCGAUGAUUCAUGAGAUCUUGUUCCCCAAAGACAGAAUCGACAUUCCAGGAUGCCUUGGAUCACUUGGCUUCGUGAUUUUUUGGUUCCUCAAGGGUGUGAAAAUGGACGUCAAGAGAGUCUUCAAGGUUGAAGCACAAGCAAGCCUCGCCGGAGUUGCAUCGGUUACUUUCCCUAUAAUUGUUGGCUUAUUGCUUUACAAACUUAAAUCAGCUGCGAACAGACCGCUCAAAUCCAUAGAGUAUAAUACAGUGUUGAUAAUGGAGAGCCUCACAUCCUUCUCGGAAAUCGCAAGGCUUUUGCGUGACCUCGACAUGAGCCACUCGUCUAUUAGUCGAGUUGCUUUAUCCGCGGCCUCAGUCUCUAAUAUGGUAGGACUAUUGUUCUUGUUGGGAAUGAAUUCUCUUGGUUUGCCAUCAAAGAUUGAAGGUGUCAGACUACUUUUUGAGAUGUCCUUCUGUAUCGUUAUUUCCUUUGGUGUUGUGAGGCCGAUAUUGUAUAAAGUAAUCAAAAGGAAACGAGAAGGGAGACCCAUCGAAGACAAAUAUAUCUACGGUAUUCUCGUCAUAGUUUGUUUAGCAAGUAUGUUUUGGGACUAUCUUGGGCAGUUUCCUGCAUUUGGAGCCUUCUUUCUUGGUCUCGCCAUACCCAAUGGACCCCCUAUUGGUUCUGCAUUGGUCGAGAGAUUAGAGAGCUUCAACUUCGGUAUCAUAAUGCCUCUCUUCUUUUCAGCUACUAUGCUCAGGACUGAUAUCAAAACCUGGAAAGACAGUUUAACAUUCUUUAGCGGUGAUGACAAGAAAUUCGCGGUUGCGUCUCUAGUCUUGCUCAUCUUCUUCAUGAAGCUCAUUGUCUUCAUGAUCAUACCUUACCUCUAUAAAAUGUCGUUGAAGGACUCCUUUAUUCUUUCCCUUAUCAUGUCUCAUAAGGGUGUUAUCGAACUAAGUUUCUACUUUUUCUCUUUUGGACUUGAGGUUAUAUCCAGAGAUUCUUUCUCAAUCUUAGUCUUAUCCAUCUUUCUCAACUCGGUGCUCAUACCAACAAUGGUCAAGUUUCUCUAUGACCCAUCUAAGAAGUUCGUGUGCUACCAAAAGAGAUAUUUAGCAAGUACGAAGAACAUUGGAGAGCUAAAGAUUCUUGUGUGCAUCCAUAGACCAGAUCACAUUUCUUCCAUGAUCAAUUUUGUAGAAGUUUCUUAUCAAUCCAACGAGAGCCCUCUCACUUGCUACGUCCUUCACCUUAUCGAGUUACAAGGUCAAGAAGUUCCUUCUUUGGUCUCAAACAAUAUUCAGAAACUCGGAGUCCGGUCCGGGACAAAACUCUCAGAAAACGUCAUCCUUGCUUUCCAACAUUUCAACCGUUAUGUAUGCAGUUCCAUUUCCAUAGACACAUUCACUUGCAUUGCAAAGUUGAACCAUAUGCAAGAUGAUAUUUGUUGGCUAGCUCUCGACAAAUCUGUCAUGCUUAUCAUUCUUCCUUUCCACCGGACUUGGUCUCUCGACCGAACAUCCAUAGUGUCUGACAAUCAAAUGAUCCGACUUCUCAAUGCCAACGUCUUGAAACAAGCUCCUAGCUCUGUCGGUAUCCUUGUUGAACGCCAUCUCCUUAACAAAAAGCAAGAAUCUCAACAAAACAUUAAGGUAUGUGUGAUAUUCGUGGGAGGAAAAGACGAUAGGGAAGCAUUGGCCUAUGCAAAGCGAAUGGCUCUUCAACAAAAUGUGACAUUAACGGUUCUACAUCUUCUAGCAUCAGGAAAUAGCAAAGAAUUAACAGGAUGGGAUCAAAUGCUUGACACAGUGGAUCUAAAAGAGGUUAUACAAAGCAAUGAUGCAGGGGUUCUAAACCAAAAAAGUUCCAUAAUUUACUUGGAACAAGAGAUAGUAGAUGGAACGGAUUUGUCAGUGCUUCUACGUUCCAUGGCUUUCGAUUACAGCCUUUUCAUCGUAGGACGAACAUGCGGUGAGAACCACGUGGCAACCAAAGGGAUAGAGAAUUGGUGUGAGUUUGAGGAGCUUGGAGUCAUCGGUGAUUUCUUGGCCUCACCGGAUUACAAGAGCGACACAUCGGUGUUAAUAGUUCAACAACAACGAACCGUAGCGAAUAAGUAGAAGUGGAGAAAACAUGUACUUUGUAGUUCCAUAUCUCUCUUUUGUAGCAUUUCUAAUAAAGUUUUAAUUACAAAAUACAAAAUAGGUUCCCAUGGUUUGUUCAUUGUCACUUGUGGAUUGUAUUAUUAUAUUUCAUAGA
This is a messenger RNA of Thlaspi arvense, 2653 nucleotides long. NCBI's taxonomy places the organism in Eukaryota, Viridiplantae, Streptophyta, Magnoliopsida, Brassicales, Brassicaceae. The record is from the annotation of a GenBank genome assembly.